This is a messenger RNA of Trichoderma breve, 1206 nucleotides long. RefSeq names its product pyridine nucleotide-disulfide oxidoreductase domain-containing protein. Gene Ontology annotation, molecular function: flavin adenine dinucleotide binding; electron-transferring-flavoprotein dehydrogenase activity. The record is from RefSeq and is a predicted model, not a curated record. The transcript has a single exon. Bases 1 to 1206 code for a protein of 401 amino acids. Gene Ontology annotation, cellular component: cytoplasm. Lineage: Eukaryota; Fungi; Ascomycota; Sordariomycetes; Hypocreales; Hypocreaceae.
AUGUCCUCGUCAACCCAUCACAUCGUAGUUCUCGGCAGCAACUUUGCCGGGUUGGCUAUCAGUCAUUACAUUCUGAGACACAUUAUACCGUCAGUGGCGAGCAACACCGACAAGAAGUGCAAGUUGACUAUUGUAUCGCCAUCGACUCACUAUUUCUUCAAAGUCGGUGCCCCUCGCGCCAUUGCCCGGCCUGAACUGGUCAGCAAGGUCUCAAUGCCAUUCGCGGGCGCGUUUCAAGAUUAUGGCGACCUAUAUGCAUUUGUCCAAGGCGAAGCCAUAGCACUUGACCCUUCAAAGAAGCUAGUCACGGUCAAGGGUGUCACCGAUACCGAUGAGAACAGGAUACAGAUCCCAUACGACUCACUUAUUAUCGCCACAGGGAUGACAAGCGCCAGUCCCCUUUGGACUCUCCAAGGACCACACACAGUCACAAGCAACGCUAUUUGCGACACCAAUGCAGCUAUUUCCAAGGCAAAUACGAUCCUAAUCGCCGGCGGUGGCCCCACAGGCGUCGAAACAGCCGGCGAAAUUGCCUACCAUUGGCACGGCAAGGAUAUCACCCUAUUCUCCGGCAGCACUCGCCUCCUCUCCAAUUUAUCGAACAAGGGAGUUGGAACGUCGGCGGAAUCACACCUGCGCAGGUUGAAGGUUAAGACAGUGCAUAUGGCCAAGGUUACUUCUGCGUCCAAGACGGCGAAUGGUACCACGCUGGUGGAAUUGAACAAUGGCACCACCAGGGAGGUUGAUUUAUACAUUGACGCGACGGGUGGUACACCUAAUACGAGCUUCUUGCCAGCCGAAUGGCUUGAUACCCGGGGAUCCGUCAUCACCGACCCUGAGACCUUGCGUGUGACAAGUGCUCCACCUGGCGUUUAUGCCAUUGGCGACGUGGCAUCGUACUCGAAGAGAAACGUCCUCGAUGUUCAUCGAGCUAUCGCCCCCCUCGGGUACUCGCUCUGGGCUGACAUGACCAAGAAGGCCAAGGUGAAAGCACCCCUAACCGAGAAGGUAUACAAGCAGGACCCUGGAGACUUCCAGUUUGUUCCCAUUGGUCCAAAGGGUGGUGUCGGAACAGCGUUUGGUUGGUCUGUGCCAAGCUUCAUGGUUUGGCUUGCAAAGUCGAGGACCUUCUUCAUUGAAAAGGUGCCCGCCAAUGUCGCUGGCGCUAGCUAUACAAACAUCGAUGUAUCCUCCAUACCCAGCUAA